Sugiyamaella lignohabitans is the source of this 1596-nucleotide messenger RNA. RefSeq names its product D-arabinono-1,4-lactone oxidase (gene ALO1). Gene Ontology annotation, molecular function: FAD binding; D-arabinono-1,4-lactone oxidase activity. The record is from RefSeq and is a predicted model, not a curated record. The transcript has a single exon. Bases 1 to 1596 code for a protein of 531 amino acids. NCBI's taxonomy places the organism in Eukaryota, Fungi, Ascomycota, Dipodascomycetes, Dipodascales, Trichomonascaceae. Gene Ontology annotation, cellular component: membrane; mitochondrion.
AUGGCUGACAGGCUCGCGCCAUUUAGCUUUGCUAAUAGGACCCAUAGGACCUGGGCUGGCACCUUCAGAUGCAAGCCCCAAUUGUAUAUUCAGCCAAGGACGGCAGAGGAGAUUAGAGAUGCUGUGGUUGAGGCCAAGCGGUUGAAUAAGACCCUGAUGUUGACGGGGUCGGGCCAUUCGCCUUCGACUUUGACUAUGUCUGACGAGUGGAUCAUGAAUUUGGAUAUAUUUAAUAAAGUUCUUUCUAUUGAACGCCAUGAAUCUGGGAAAUUUGCUGACGUGACAGUCGAGGCAGGCAUUCGCAUCUAUCAGCUAACAGAGAUUCUGGCUGCUGAGGGCCUGGCAAUUCAAAAUCUGGGUUCCAUUUCUGAACAAUCUGCUGCGGGAAUUAUUUCGACGGGCACUCAUGGAUCAAGUGCUUAUCAUGGACUGGUGUCAGAACAAAUCGUCAAGUUUACUCUGCUUUGCAGUGGAAAAGCUGAUCCAGAGACGAUUGAAUGCUCACCAGGUGAUAAUUUAGACUUGUUCCGUGCUGGAUUAUUGUCGGUAGGUAAACUGGGUAUCAUCACUCACGUAACAUUGAGAGUUGUUCCGGCUUAUAAUCUCAAGUCCCGUCAACAGAUUGUCUCGUUUGACAGGUUUGUUGAUGAAUUAUGGCCUACGGUAUGGACCUCGUCGGAGUUCAUCAGAGUAUGGUGGUAUCCUUAUUCCGACAGAUGUGUGCUCUGGAGAGCUGAUAAGUGUAAGCAGGAAGAGCCUUUACGCGAACCAAUUAAUAAUUUCUAUGGCACUACUCUUGGCCGAUUCUUCUAUGAGUCGUUAUUAUGGCUGGCUGUUAAAGUAUACCCGUCACUCACACCAUCUAUUGAGAGAUGGGUGUUCAAACACCAGUACGGGUUUGAAGAAUCAAUUAAUAGUGAAGGUAAUGUUGCAGUGCAAAGAAGUGAUCUGGCUUUGAAUAUGGACUGUUUGUUUAGUCAGUUUGUCAACGAAUGGGCUAUGCCAUUGACCGAAGGACCUAAAGUCCUGAGACAACUUGAAACUAUUAUCAAGGAUGCUGCCAAAAACAAUUCAUUCUACGUCCAUGCUCCUUUCGAAGUUCGCAUUUCCAACACGGCAGUUUCUGGAUCCACUGACACUAUUAACCCCGACAAUUACUCAGUUCCUCAUCUUGGAACUGUUCCUGGUAACACUGUUCGGCCUCUUCUCGACGGCACUCCUAAACUUGGAGCUGCUACCACCCCUAUUACCUACGACAAACUGACACUUUAUCUGAAUGCCACAGUAUACCGACCGUUCGGUUUCGACUGUCCUAUCGACAAAUGGUACAGGACAUUCGAGGACACAGUUGCUGCUGUUGGAGGCAAACCUCACUGGGCUAAGAACUUCCUAGGCACCUUUGACGACAAGCCUGCUUCCACUCUCACCGACGGCGAAAUGCGGGGCCUCAAACCCACCAUGGACAGUUGGUUUGGCGACGACCUCACCCUCUUCAAAACACUCCGCGAGACCCACGACCCCCAGGGCACGUUCCUCAGCGGCCGCCACUGGGCCGAGAUCAACGGUUUCGUCAGUUCUGUCACUGACAUUGUCUAA